UGCAUUUCUGCCAGCUGAGUAUCAUUCAUUCGUCUUUCCAUCAGCGGUCUGUUCGUUCGUUUGGCUCUUCAUCAAAUUCGAAAUGGGGUUAUGAAAGCAUCGGUGCUGAAGACGAAGACCGUAGCUUCGCGUGUCUGCCGGCUCUUUGUGCUGAGUGGCCGUUUGGUCAUUACCAAUGUCUUGCUGUGUCUGCGUAGCGGCGUGUGUGAAAAAGCAGAUGAAGAUCUGGUGACCCAGUAACACAGUGGGUAGUGGUGGACAUUGAAUUUGUAGCUUGUCUGAUACACUUAACAUAAUUUAUCGGAGCUGCCAUGUAUCGUAUAGUAGCGCAGUGUCUCCCACAGAGGCGCGUGCUUCUUCGCUCAUUAGAGGGAAUCCCUACAAACCCACCGCAAGGGGUCUUAUCUUCGUAUUCGUUGAAUGCCAUCUCAGACGAUCACCGACAAGCAAGAUGGCACAAAGCGAUCUCUAACGCUGAGAAAAUUGUAGGUACGUCGCAUUCUACCUUCACGGAAAAACUGCUAACGAGCGAGACGGGCGUGGGUGCAGCGAGUCAUCUUCGGAAGCUGCUCAAUACCACGCACCCUGUGAUCAAAACCAUCACGAACCUGACUCAACAUGGCCAGAAUACGCUGCAAACGCGAGGUUUGGUUGUAUUGCUGUUAUCUCGUUGCGCUGGCCAUAUCGAAGGAAGUCCUCAGGUGUUAAACGAGGAAUUCGAAGAGGCGUGUGUCUAUGGAGUAACGCAGCGUCAAAAAUCGAUGGCCGAAAUUGUCGAGAUGGUUUACACUUCACAUCUAAUCCAUCGUGACGUGUUAAACGUAUCUCGAGAACUGAUUACGGAUCCAUCCCUUCUUAACGAACUGCAAUACGGAAAUAAGAUUGCUAUACUCGUUGGAGACAUUCUUAUAGCUAACGCAUCUAAAAUGACUGCGGAACUCAAUGAUUGCAAGGUAUUGGAGUUAAUUGCAACUUCUAUCGGAGACUUUAUGAAAAGUGAAUUUGUGGUUCGUCACGAUUCUUUCGGAAAGCCCUACCCACCACCCUGUAUGGACUUAAAUGCCUGGGAGAAUCGUAUUUUCCUUAACACAGGUUCUCUUUUGGCCCAUGCGUGUCAAUCAGCGGUCAUUAUGGGAGGGCAUGGUGGAGCAGUUCAGCGUCGUGCUAAGGAGUUCGGUCGAAGUCUGGGUUUUGCGUGGCAGCUUCAUGAUGAGUUGGAACCUUUUGUCAAUCUCCUAGGCCAACCGAACGGUACUCCGUUCGAUUUGACGUCGUUCCCUGUUAUGCUACACCUGCAACGGAAUCCGCACAUCUAUGCUGCACUCGAAACCUCAGCGUUGGAAACCCACGACGCCAACCGCAUUGAUUACGCUGAUCUGUACACACAGAUUCUGAGCUCUGGGGUCGUCGAAGAGGCCCGUCAGCAGCUUCAUACAUAUGUCGACGUAUGCCUUGGUAAUAUCGAAGGAUUCGAUCAGUGCUAUCGAGCCAAACAGGCACUCGGAGAUGUUAUAAUAGCUCUGAAAUAGACUGUUCAGGCAAAUUCGGUAAACCGAAGCCUCUGCUUCCGAAUUACUGGAAGCGGCAGGUUCUGCAUUUUUUUUGAAGACGGUUAUAUAUAUAUAUAUAUAAUCUGUUGAAACAAGAUGUGUUUGUAUUGUACAGUUAGUUGUGAAACAUACGCUCGAGAAAAGCUCUGCAAACGAAAUGGAGAAACAGGAAGACUCUUUUGGCUGAAAGCCAUGAGUACAGUCAUGAGUUCAAUAGCACAUUUAUUGUGGAAAUUAUUCAGUGUACUCUUAAAUUCGAUCAUUGGAACCAGCUCAAGAUACUGAUUCUUGCUAUGCAUUUUGCAAACACACGGUUACUUUUUUCGAAUUUGAAUCUUUCUUCUGAAAAGUUUAAAUAUUUAUUUGAGGUUUUGUGCCUCGUCCUGUUAAUUAAGAGUGUAGGAAUAAAGACCUGCUCAGCCUUAAGAAUGUUAUUACUAGCUGACGCAAUUGUUGGUGUUAUACUUUUAAAGAUGCAAUUGCAGUCUUUAUUGAAAAGUUUGGCUAAAAGAUAUGAACCCUUUUGCCAAGUGUUACGAUAUUGUUGUUAAUGCAGUGAAAUAUUUUUCUUCCUGUGAAAGAAUACAUCCAUCCUUUCAAACGAGAUGUGACACAGAUUAAUUAUUUUUACCUAAUCCUUUCAUUGCGUGUGUGUUGCGGAUAGAAACAUCGAUAUGGAAGUGCGUACGUUUUAUGGCAUAAAAU
Molecule: messenger RNA, 2255 nt
Organism: Varroa destructor (honeybee mite)
Lineage: Eukaryota; Metazoa; Arthropoda; Arachnida; Mesostigmata; Varroidae
Gene: Pdss2
Product: Decaprenyl diphosphate synthase subunit 2
Biological process (GO): ubiquinone biosynthetic process; isoprenoid biosynthetic process
Cellular component (GO): transferase complex; mitochondrion
Molecular function (GO): prenyltransferase activity
Source: RefSeq, a predicted model, not a curated record